AUGGCUCAAGCCAAUAGACAAGUUGUAACCCCAGUAAAUCCUAAUGUGAAUUCGGCUACUUCAAGGGUUAGGGAUUUUUCUCGAAUGAACCCUCCCAAAUUUUAUGGCUCUAAAGUGGAAGAGGAUCCCCAAAGGUUUAUUGAUGAAGUUUAUAAAGUUCUUACUAUUAUGGGGGUGUCUACGAAAGAGAAGGCGGAGUUAGCCGCCUACCAACUAAAAUAUGUGGCUCAAGUUUGGUCCGAUGGACAAGGUCAACCAAGGUUCAAACAAAGGCUCUCCAACCAAGGUUCCUCAAAUGCUUCCCCAAGGGUCAAUAAUGAUAGGGUGUCUAACCCUAAAUCUCAAGGGGGAAAUGGUAAGGGAUCUACUAUGGCAAGGCCUACUUGUGCCAAAUGUGGGAAGAGGAAUGAUGGUAAGUGCCUUGUUAGCACCGAUGGAUGUUAUGGUUGUGGGAAGGUUGGCCAUAAGAUUAGAUAUUGUCCAAUGGUCAAGGUUAAGGGAAGAGAAGAUAAACAAGCUCCUACAAGCGGUUCAAACCCCAAUGCCCAAAAGCAAAACUGCUUCUAUGCUCUUUAA
Molecule: messenger RNA, 576 nt
Organism: Solanum stenotomum
Lineage: Eukaryota; Viridiplantae; Streptophyta; Magnoliopsida; Solanales; Solanaceae
Exons: 2
Coding region: 1-576 (191 amino acids)
Molecular function (GO): zinc ion binding; nucleic acid binding
Source: RefSeq, a predicted model, not a curated record